ACGGGCAGUGAUCGAUCCAGUGGGUGUUGAUUUAUCGCGUAUAGUCUAUUCGCGAUAAAUCGACUGCCGAGCGCUCUCCUGUCGACUCCGGUACUCCACCGGAGCAAGAGAUGCAGGCAGAGUCGCUGGGGGAGCUGUGAAGACACCGCGUCUUACCCUCUUAGCCAGAAGAAAAACUACGUGCACCAUUAACCCUGUGGAGCAUUGCAAGUCAAUCCAAUGGCGUCCUCUACUGCUGUGCCUGUAGGAUUUCACUAUGAAACAAAAUAUGUUGUUCUCAGCUACCUGGGGCUCUUGUCACAGGAGAAGCCACAAGAGCAACAUCCUCCCUCGACUCCAGGGCCCCAGCAGUCUGUAAUACCACAAGCUCUGGAGAAAGAGGUUCUAGAGAAGCUUAAGACAGAAAUUGAGGAGGAGCUAAAACACCUUGAUGAAGAAAUUUUGGAAGCCUUCACCAGCACAGGGUUUGACUGCCACACUUCUCCAGUAUUCAGUCCUGCCAAUCCAGAGAGUUCAAUAGAAGAUUGCUUAGCUCAUCUUGGAGAGAAGGUGUCCCAGGAACUGAAAGAACCUCUUCACAAAGCCCUACAGAUCCUGCUUAGCAAGCCAGUGACGUACCAGGAAUACCGAGAACGCUCUCUGGAGACAGACUCUCAUGCCAGUGGAUGGAGCAAGGUGUUGGUGCCUCUGGUUCUGCUGCAGCAGUUCCUGAUGGAGCUGACAAAACGAGGCCAGGAGCCACUCGGUGCGCUUUUGCAGUUUGGAGUGACAUAUUUAGAAGACUAUGCUGCAGACUACAUCAUCCAGCAAGGAGGAUGGGGUACUGUCUUUAGUCUGGAUUCUGAAGAGGAGGAAUACCAUGCAAUUGCAGAGGACAGCAAUGACAUCUACAUCCUAACCAGCGAAAACUCUGGACAGGUGAGCCCCCCAGAGUCUCCCACAGUGACUACGUCUUGGCAGUCAGAGAGCCUGCCUGUCUCUUUGUCAGCUAGCCAGAGCUGGCACACAGAGAGCUUGCCAGUAUCUCUUGGACCUGAGUCCUGGCAGCAGGUGGCUAUGGAUCCUGAAGAGGUAAAGAGCUUAGACAGCAAUGGAGGCGGUGAAGAAAGGAGCGAAAAUAACUCUUCCAACUCUGACAUUGUUCAUGUGGAGAAGGAGGAGAUACCAGAGGGGAUAGAGGAAGCGGCAGUGUCAUCGGUGGCCCUGGAGACUGAGACUGCACAGGAGGGGUUCCUGGAAUCCCCUUCUUUGCUGGAGAUGAAGUCUGAAGCUGAGAUUGUGGCUGUUGAAAAAGCAAUCCCUUCUGCACCUUUGCUUACAGAACAUGAGGAAGAGGGAGAGGUGGCUGAGGAGCCUGUUGAACCAGAAAUCCCCAUGUUGAGUAAACCUGUACAGAAACCAACCCCAUCAGAAGAAAAGUCUGCACCAGAACCUGAGAAAAUACUGCCUCCAGAAGGGGAAAUGAAAGUGGGGAAGGAGAGCCAUUCGAAAGAAAUGGAAGAGAAAUCCCCAGCUGGAGAGGAGAAACCCAUCCUGUUGCCAGAAGGCAAAUCUAUACUGCUGUAUGGUGGGGCUGCUGCAGUAGCUAUUCUGGCUGUGGCAGUGGGAGUAGCACUGGCGCUGAGAAAGAAGUAAUGGGGCUCUUUUGCUGAGGAGGGGGGAGAAAGUGGGAUCCAAAUUUUUUAGUUGCAUUAACUAAAGGUUCAGCUGCCUGCUGUUAAUUGGACAUUUGUAUAACUUAAACGGUGAUGGGGUGAGGUUAUUUGAUAAGGCUAAGGCUAUGGACAAUCAUGUUUUUUAGUAGAAUUGGAGUGGAGACUGUUUUUGUUUUUGUUUUUUUCCUGAUUAAAGUACAGGGGUAUUUUAAAAAUAUCAGUUCUGCAAAUUUCAGAACCGAGCACAAGUGCUGAGGAAAGGGGGUGCUUGUAUACUGGAAACUGGAACAGAAAAUUCCAGGGGCAGGAGAGGGCCGGUUGCUGCUAACCCCUGGAAUUUUUAGCUUCCCUGACUGAGCUGUUGUUGCAGCUACCUUGUCUUGUCACUUCCCUUUGUGCCCCUUAGACUCUCUUAAAAACAAACAUACAAAAUAAACCAGCCACCUUAAUCCUGUAGCAUGAGGCUGGUCUCCCUUUUGUCUCAGCUUCCUCUCAGGUACUGCAUUUCUCCUAACCUCCUAGGUUCCUUCUAAACCCUAGCUGGGAGAGUGCUCAUACUAUACCUCUUUUCUCACACCUGUUUAGCCCCUUAUGCUUCCUGAAGCCCCAUCUUGUAAAGAUGCUGCCUCUAUAUAUCUGUUUUCUCUGAGUGCUCUGAUGUUGGUGGGAGAGAUGCACAGGCCUCCACCUCUGUGCUACGGGAGUGUGGAGGAGAUACACUACUGUUUGCUGAUCUGAGAGAACCUUUGGCUCCCUCUUGUGCAUCCCACGUUACUGCCACAGAUCAGUCACCAGAGAGUAUGACUCUCAUUUGGGUCACUGUGCCAUUUUCAUAAGGUCUUGAUGCUAGUGCUUAUUUAGUGGAUAAAAUAUGACUACCCAGGAUUUAUAGUGGAAUUCAAAACACUGUGAGGCUGACAUCACCUGUGAAAUCAAAGGUUAAAUGGUUGCUUUGUCCUUAUCUUGGGCUGCAGUUCUAUAUUUUCUUGCAUGAGUUAAGUACAGAGCGUAUUUAGUCUUAACUCAGCCUUGGUUAUGACAAACUGCCAGAAUCCUUGAUAUUCAAAGUAACUGAUGCUAGUAACUAAACCAAACAGCAUUAAAUAUUUCCUUUGUUGUUUGCCUGUGGCUUCUGGCCCUAGGGUGAAUGACGUUCUGGGAGCCAGCGUGGUGUAGUUUCCUAAUGCAAGUUUUGCGCACUAUGCAGAAAUAAUUGGUAAAUGUUCCUAAAUACUUUGCAGAUUCAGUAAAUGAUAAUAAAGUUACUUUGGAAAAAAAUUCUAACCCCCUUCGUCACAACCUUUGUUCUUAAAAUUUAUAAGUGAAAUCUUUAAAGUAUUACCAUGUGCAUUAGUUGGCCCAGAUCAACCACACGUGUUCCUGUUUCAUAGAGUGUAUGUGUAUAUGAAUGCAUGUGUGUACUGCAGCUUUAUGGACAUGGUCUUUGAUUCCGUAGGUAAAACUAGUUUUCUUUCGGUGUAUAUGCUGGCUCGGGAUAGAUGGAGGUAGGUGAAAAGGAACUUGGGAUAAAGUGAAAAUGAAACCAUAACGUACGAUUUUUAAAGCAUAAGACAACCUAUUUUAUUUCUGACUAUCUUACUUGCUGCCUAGGAUAUAAUGGACCUGUCUUUUACUAAUAAUUGGGCUGAGAAUAGUGUAUUCCUUUUUGUCUUGAGCUUUUUAUUUUCAAGUGAAAUGAAUUUGUAUCUCUGUUCCUGUCCCUUCCCACCCCAAAAUGCUGGCAGUUGACAAAACCCAGUAGUCCACGAAUUUUGCACUCUAAUCUUGAGCUAGGGUGGGUUUUGUAGAUAGGCUUCUAGAGGUUUGAGUUGAGGGAUUUUUUCUGAGGAACAGAGAAUGGUGGGGAAAGGGUUAUUAAAGCUGGUGCCCAUUACUGUGGAAGGAACCUGCUUAGCUCAGGAAUUUUGGGCUCUGUUGAUCACAUCCCUGUAUAUAAGCUGGGCUACUUUUACUCCAUAAAAAUUGUAGCAGGCUGGCCUUAGAAGUCUUUGUUGUAAAAUUGAACUAGUUCUUUUCCCAGACACUUCUAGGUGCUCUGGUUGGGAUCCUCAUUGCUGUGCAGUGAGUGUGCAGUCUCGUCCUAGCAAGUAUUGCCUCAUGCUGCAUAGAUUUUUUUUUUGCGAGGGUGCAGUUACAAUAGAGUGACAUUGCUGUUUUCCUUGCCAUAGCUUCCUUCUCUUACCUCCCUUCUCGAGAGCUCUCUGCUGUAGAUAUUUUAUAGGAAGGACUCCACUAUUACUUGUGUCAGAGACAUGAUACAAUUUCCCGUUUAACUUCUAUUUAACUUACUAAAAUCAGAAGCAUUUAAAAUGAUACGAGUCCAAUAAGUAGAAACUACCCCAACCACAGUGGGGCUUUUGUUGUUCAAUGUCUAGUUCUCCUCUGUGGAAGGUGUUACUCUAUUCUUCUGUUACUUAACUUUAUCCACACCCGUGUGGUAGGCCCCUUUACUAGUUUACAAAGAGCUGCUGCUGCCUCCUUCCCCUGCAUGGUCCUUGCAGGCUGUUCUUAUGGCUAGGGCUGCGAUCAUCUCACUAGUGACAGUGAAAUUUUGUCCCUAAGGUAAUAUACUUUUAUGCUUGGCAAAUUUGAGACAGACAGGAGAGCCCCCCUCUCCUUAGUCUCAGAGUGGGUGCUAAAACUAGCCUCAGCUUUAGGUUAAGAUUGGAGUACAUUUCCCUGUGCAUUCUGGAUAUUAGUAUGCAAAUUGUGAAAUGCGUUCUUCUCACCCCACCGUAAAAGUUUCCUGUAUUAGAUAUUCAUACUGGGACUGGAGAAGAAUAGUUUUUUACAGGCCGGGGGAGGAGAAAUCAUUUUCUACUAAGUUGAGAGCAAUAGGGAUACAAGAUUCAAGCAUGUAUUGUUAAAUUGAAACACGUCUUCCAUCACAUUAACACAAACUUUUCCUACUGCGUACGAUUGUUCACUGGUACUCUAGUCCCACACUGACAACAGUGGGAAAGGGAGAGGAGAAGGCAGUGGCAGCAGCAAAUAAAUCCUUGGUUAGGAUUUUGUUAAAUAUUCCUCCCUCCCCAUCAAGAAAAUGCUCAGGGCUUUGACUGACUUCUACUUCAGUGGAAAAGCAGCCACAAUCCCUGUUUUGGAUUCGUUAUUCCCUGAUGAUGAUUCCCCUCAUCAGUUCUUUCUAAGAAGUUACAGUUGGGAAAAUAUUCUCCUCCCACAGUAGACUAUACAUUUGCAUCUCCAUGAGUUCCCACUAAGAAUACGGACUCAAACCUUUUGGGUUUGAAGCAGUUGUAGCCAACCCUAGCUCUGGCCAUUUGGUGGAAGUGAUCCAAUGAGGGGCGAUAAACUUAAGAGUACAGUUUUAUUGUCAUGGGUUUGGAGGCCAUGCUUUUGCUCUAAGGUUGAUUGUGGAUUUGGAAACAGGUAGACUUGCUCCCUCUCUUUUAAAGUAUGUUAAGGCAAUCCUGAACUGAAGGUGGUGCUGAUGUGAAGUGUGCUGGUCAUCUCUCCGUAAUAGAAUGCUUACAGUUGGUAGAGGGGGAGACAUUAUCUAUGUCAUUCAUUGUAGUGUUAUGUUUGUACUGUCAUUCACAUUAGUAUUACUUGCCCUCACCCGCUUUUCCAAAACUAAGUGCCUCAGUGGGUUUGACCUUAAUGAAUUUUCUACCUUGAACCUUUUCUUGCAUCUCUCUACAUUUGUCUGCUGCACAUCCUCAAGCUGUCAUAAAACUACCAAGCAUUAGUAUUUUUUAGCUGUAGCUGUAGACUGCUUUACAAACCGUUUCUCCCUUUGUAAAAAGUGGGACACAGCCAGAUACUCUAAGCCUAGAUCACCCUAAGUCAGAUUCAGAGGUGGGAUAGAACAUAUAGCACUCCUGUUUCUCUGUCCACUGGACUGUGUUGCUUACUACAGCAGCAGCUAUUCUCAAAUUGCUCAGGCUGCCUGUAGUAAGCACAACAUGGCCAGAAACUACUUUUGAAAGCUAGCUUUGUGUUUGGUAUUUAAAAAAAAAAAAAAAAACCCACCACAAAACCCCACCCUCCUGAGACAGCUGUGCUGCCAAAACAAGUAUAGACAUGGCUUUCAGAACUCUUCAUUCUAAGGAUGAAAUCUCACAGGCCUCUCCAGCUGAAAUAUAUGCAGAUGAAUUAUUCCUUUGUCUGCUUCUCUGUACAUUCCCUUAUCCAGUGGGUUACAGGGGAGAAAUUUUGUAUUCUACAGUGGACUGUGGUGAUGUGUGAAACCGAAAAUAAAACUGCGUUUCUUUCCCCAGCAGGAAGCUGGGAGAGCAGUAGAAGCGGUGUAUGGUUUUAAUAAAUUGGUUAAUUUUAGCACUGAGAGGCAAGUGACAUUACUUUGAGCCUGGCUGUAGUUGUGCUUGAGAGCUCAGCGAAGGCCGUUCCAAAUAAGAGAGAGCGCAUUCUAAACUACGACCAGUUUGCUGUGGGACAGGUACUUCACAGGGCUAAUGAUUACAGGUACGGCAGCCAUUGAAAGUACCAUGUUGGAGUAGGCAGUAUUUGAGUCAUAUGCAGUUGUUCCCGGGUUGGGAUAAUCACAUUUGCUGAGGUUAAACUAGAGCCAGGUUAGUAGCUAUUUAGCUGGAAAAUCAAAACCACGCACCGUAGAGCUACCACCUAUGGCUAAGGCAACUGAACACUUGAUAUAGUCCAUGUUCAUUGCUUUGCUUUUUAAAGGGUUUUCUAUCAUUUUAAUUUAUCCUUUCUCCUAUUUACAGUUGACCCUCCUUAGGUCCCCUAGGCAGACUGCAGCUAAUACCCAUUUGUUCCCUUGUAGCUAGUAGCCUGAAGGCAUGCUGUAGAAGGGAGCUUCGAUGCCUAGUUAAAAUUUGCAUCAAAAGCAGCUUGAUUUCCUUGCUCUAGCUGCUGGAAAAGUGAAUUGUCUGACCCAAGACUGACUUGGGCAGAGCAGGUGCAAUCAUUGCUAUGCAGCUGUGGAUCUCUCCCACACUCCUGGUUUUCUGACUAAACAGUAGUAAGCCCUCUUCUUCUUUGAACAGUACAAGGCUCAAGACCCACUCAGACUAAGAGAGCCCCUUGGUUUGUUACACAAGCAGCAGCAUUUAAUGGUGUACUUACAGGCUUCCUCUAUGCUUCCAUUCUGGUAGGUUCCCAGAAAUGCAGUCAGCUGACUUGCAGAAGAUGCCUUCACAUCUUCCAGCAACCUUUUUUUUUUAACAAGUAAGUGCAGCACUUGGAGGUGGGGGGUAAUAACCAAAUGGCACAAGAGGCUUCAGACAGUUUAAUUAAAAUAUUAUUUUCACAGUGUUAAAGUUCUCUCCAGCUCCAAAGCUCUAUAAGUGAAAUGUUAUGUACAUUUUUUCCUUCCCCAAAUGGGACACUGCUGUAAGACCAUGACCCCAGCUUGCACUUUAAUAAAUGGUACAGUUUUCAAAAA
Messenger RNA from Chelonia mydas (Green sea turtle), 7062 nucleotides. It is a transcript of the gene BCL2L13, whose product is annotated as BCL2 like 13. Gene Ontology annotation, cellular component: mitochondrion. NCBI's taxonomy places the organism in Eukaryota, Metazoa, Chordata, Testudines, Cheloniidae. Gene Ontology annotation, biological process: regulation of apoptotic process; apoptotic process. Bases 220 to 1635 code for a protein of 471 amino acids. The record is from RefSeq and is a predicted model, not a curated record. The transcript has 7 exons.